This is a messenger RNA of Manihot esculenta (cassava), 1014 nucleotides long. Its product is annotated as leucine-rich repeat extensin-like protein 2. Bases 149 to 688 code for a protein of 179 amino acids. The transcript has a single exon. Lineage: Eukaryota; Viridiplantae; Streptophyta; Magnoliopsida; Malpighiales; Euphorbiaceae. The record is from RefSeq and is a predicted model, not a curated record.
ACUAACUUUUUUGAAAAGCCACCCAUAUUCUUCACCUUGGCUCAUUCUCUGCAAAGUAACAAGAGUAUAUAAACAUCAAGUUUCUGAGUUAACAAGCCAUAAUUCACAAAGAAAAACUAAGGAUCAAAUAACUUGCAGCUGGCUCAGGAUGAAUUAUGCCAAUGGUGUAAUAUCUCUGAGAGGAAGAUGGGGUGUCUUGCUAUGGAAACUUGCAAUAAUGGGGAUGUUUCUGCUUGCUAGAGCAAGCUCUGAGGCUGAUCAUAUUGGAGAACCUGAAGCUGGUGUCUUGUGCAUUAGUGAUUGUACUACUUGUCCUGUCAUUUGUUCACCACCUCCUCCACCAGUGGAGUCACAUAAUUAUUAUUCACCCCCAUCUCACCACUCUCCACCUCCUCAAUCUGAGCGUUAUCAUUCUCCAUCACCAUCACCACCACCACCAUCCCUACCACCUCCAUCACCAUCGCCGCCGCCACCACGGUCAACUUCGCCACCGCCUUUGCCACCUUCAUGGUUUCCUUCUUGGGGCCCUCCUAGUGUUCAAGUGCCACCCAAACAAGGACAGUACCCUUACCCUUACUACUACUUCUAUGCCUCAAAGGCCUCUUCUCUUUCUUUUCAUGCUUCCUUUUACUUUUCCAUUGUGUUUUUCCAUUUUUUGUGUUGUAUGCUGUUAUUGUUUUAUUGUUGAAAGUUGUAUGUAUAAUUUAAGGGUAAUUUUUAUUUAGACUCGAUCCAUAUGAAUCCGUAGUCUGAAUUUCAUGUGAAUCCCACGAUGCAUUUAGAUUAUGAGUUUAUAUAAACUCAGUCUAAAUAAGGAUGGUCGAGUUUGUAAAGAGGGGAAAAUUAAGCUAUUUUGAUGGGUCUUGUGGGGAAUUUAAGGUCAGAUAGGUAGGUAGAGAUGGAGAGAGAUUUGUUACUUAUUAUGCUCUUCAAUCAUGUCAUAUUCAUUUGUAUUCAAUGUAUGAAAUAAUAAAUUAAUUUUAUUUUGUUAAUUAUCAUGAUUGUUUUAUCAUC